AUGUCGCAACCAUACCAGUUCAUCCAGAAUGAGGAAAGGUGGGCCUCGAGAUUUAGAACGGAAGAGAUGAAGUAUCUGCAAAACAUGGGAUCGGCAAAGCAGGCGACAUCGGGCAGCGUAUGCGAUCGAACCCACCUCUUCGCAUUCCAUGCGAUUAUCAAGCAAAGAGGAUAUGAAGUCCUUCCAGUUUUGAAGGCUGCGACAGCGGUCGAGAUUUAUGACCAUAAUGGUCAGAUAACUAAAUUUAUCAACGGUGAUGGUCAGAAGAACGAAGGCCUAGAGCACCAGCUAUCGCAAACAUUGGGUGCCAGUCUAGGCCUAGUAUGGUCUUCCCUGCAACGAACGAAAGAACGAAGAAAUGCCCAGGCUGAUCCUCAACAAUUCUCUCGGCCGUUGUCAAAGCGGCAACAACAGAUGCCCAAUCCUGACUAUAACCCGGCACCCGCAAGCUCACCAGGCAGUGCUUCAGGAAGCACAUCGGGAAGCACAUCGGGUAGCGUGACUGGCAGUACUGGGUCAUCCUCAACGGGAUCCGAUCAAUCCUUCGCUGAAGGAGUGAAGCAAUCCGACCUCCAGAGCGAGGACUACACCGUGCGACUCAUCACCAGUGUCUUACGGCACAUCUUACACAAUGCCCAGCGUCCCAAUGCUCUCGAAGCUCUCGAAUACCGAGAGAAGGAGACACUGACCUUGACGACCACUGCUUCUGGGAAGUUCGUGGCUACUGAUGACGGCGGACUUCGCCACCGGACCCGAAAGGCCAGAGGUGUCACGACGGCCAACUUCUUUGCGCUUGUAGAAGCGAAGAAGGCGCUCUACAAAGACAAGAACGGUAUUCCUUUCUUUCGGGAUGAAGUCCUGGCUCAAAUCUCAUGCGAGGCGAUAUUGGCCAAGAUUUCCGAACCUGAUAACGUGUGUGGUGAUAGUGUCGUUGUGAUACAUGCCGCGUGCCAUCAUGUUUGUUUUGUGGAAUUCAACAUGUCAGAGGCUUAUGGUGUUGACUUCAGGAAAGGCCGAACUCCUGCUGACCCCCUCAACAUUCACAUGUCCAAGUGGUUCGACAUUGCGACCCGAGACGGGAGACUGGGUAUUGUGAAGAACAUGCAAGGGUUGAUCAACAAGUCUUUGGAAUAA
Fusarium pseudograminearum CS3096 is the source of this 1134-nucleotide messenger RNA. RefSeq lists its product as uncharacterized. Lineage: Eukaryota; Fungi; Ascomycota; Sordariomycetes; Hypocreales; Nectriaceae. The record is from RefSeq and is a predicted model, not a curated record. The transcript has a single exon. Bases 1 to 1134 code for a protein of 377 amino acids.